UGGCUUUUCCCACUUUAAUAAUGUUCCCUCACUUUCUCGGGAAAAGAAAUUUCUGAACCCGUAGUUAUUCUCUUCUCUUUCCCAAUUGAUUCCCGGAUUAAUUUUGAGGUAGUUACAGUUUACAAUUAUGGACAUCUCUCUCAUCGUCGAUACGGUAAAUGUGGCCACCACGCAAGGCCUAGGGUUCGCCAAAUUCCUUCUUCGUCGCCACUGCGUCGCUUCCUACAACAACAACCACCUGUCGAUCUCCGCCGUGAUUUUCGCGGUUGACGCUAUAGCUCCCCCGACGGUCAGAUCCAAUUACUCUCGAACCGCUCGUCGGACACUCCUCCGGAAAAAGCGCCGCACGAGGCGGAAAUCCUCCAGCGGCGGCGACUCCAAGGACGGCGAGGACAAGGGUUUUUUCGGCGACGGUGGCGAUGGUCCAUUCGGUGGAGGCGGUGGCAGGGGAUGGAAUUUUGACGGUUUUGGAGGGCAUAAUUGGGAUGGAUCGUCCUCCGAUCCCGCUUUCAACUUCGUUUACGAGGUCAUCUACUGGAUUGUGUUAUCGAAUUGCGUGCACUUCGCUUUCAAGAAGAUCGUUCGGAUUGUGGGGAAUGGGAUUGGAGACGCUGAGAGAGAAAAGGUACCGAUGAGGUUGACAUCGGUCUGCUGAUACGGUAUCGUUUAUAAAUAGGUGAGAGAAUCGGGAGUAAUUCCUGUAUUUGAUUGGGGGGAGGGAUACUGAACUUUCUGUCAAUCUGUGUAUAUAUUGUACAUAAUCUUAUUGUCCCUAUAAUUUGGUCAAUAAUAGCAAAUGGUAUAACUAAAUUUGAGAAAAAAAUCUCCCUUAAUUGAU
This is a messenger RNA of Juglans regia (Persian walnut), 838 nucleotides long. RefSeq lists its product as uncharacterized. The coding region runs from base 128 to 655 and encodes 175 amino acids. The transcript has a single exon. The record is from RefSeq and is a predicted model, not a curated record. Lineage: Eukaryota; Viridiplantae; Streptophyta; Magnoliopsida; Fagales; Juglandaceae.